Messenger RNA from Limanda limanda (common dab), 1623 nucleotides. It is a transcript of the gene camk2b2, whose product is annotated as calcium/calmodulin-dependent protein kinase type II subunit beta. Gene Ontology annotation, molecular function: calcium/calmodulin-dependent protein kinase activity; calmodulin binding; ATP binding. The coding region runs from base 1 to 1623 and encodes 540 amino acids. The transcript has 20 exons. Gene Ontology annotation, biological process: protein phosphorylation. The record is from RefSeq and is a predicted model, not a curated record. Lineage: Eukaryota; Metazoa; Chordata; Actinopteri; Pleuronectiformes; Pleuronectidae. Gene Ontology annotation, cellular component: neuron projection; cytoplasm.
AUGGCUGCGACCACUUGUACACGCUUUACGGACGAAUUCCAGCUGUACGAGGAGCUUGGCAAGGGGGCCUUUUCAGUGGUACGCCGCUGUGUCAAACUCUGCUCAGGCUUAGAGUUCGCCGCCAAAAUCAUCAACACCAAAAAACUCUCGGCCAGAGACCAUCAGAAGCUGGAGAGAGAAGCCCGCAUCUGCAGAUUGCUCAAGCACUCCAACAUCGUUCGUCUUCAUGACAGUAUCUCAGAGGAAGGCUUCCACUAUUUACUCUUUGACCUGGUGACAGGAGGGGAGCUGUUUGAGGACAUUGUGGCUAGAGAAUACUACAGUGAAGCAGAUGCCAGUCAUUGCAUCCAGCAGAUCCUGGAGGCCGUGCUCCACUGUCAUCAGAUGGGGGUGGUACAUAGAGACCUCAAGCCGGAGAACCUGCUGCUGGCCAGCAAGUGUAAGAACGCAGCAGUGAAGCUGGCUGACUUUGGACUGGCAAUCGAGGUUCAAGGAGACCAGCAGGCUUGGUUUGGCUUUGCAGGCACCCCCGGCUAUUUGUCCCCAGAGGUUCUGAGGAAGGAGGCGUAUGGCAAACCUGUGGACAUCUGGGCCUGUGGUGUGAUCCUGUACAUCCUCUUGGUUGGAUACCCUCCGUUCUGGGAUGAGGACCAGCACAAACUCUACCAGCAGAUCAAAGCUGGAGCGUAUGAUUUUCCCUCCCCAGAGUGGGAUACGGUGACUCCGGAGGCUAAAAACCUGAUCAACCAGAUGCUGACUAUCAACCCAGCCAAGAGAAUCACUGCCCAGGAGGCUCUGAAGCACCCAUGGGUCUGCCAACGCUCAACAGUGGCCUCCAUGAUGCACAGGCAGGAGACAGUGGAGUGCCUGAAGAAGUUUAACGCCAGGAGGAAACUCAAGGGGGCCAUUUUGACCACCAUGCUCGUCUCCAGGAACUUCUCUGUUGGUCGGCAGACCACAGCCCCCGCUGCCCUCAGUGCUGCAGCUAGUACCACCGCUGGCCUCGUGGAACAAGCAGCCAAGAGUCUCCUGAACAAGAAGGCUGAUGUCAAGCCCCAGACAAACAGCACGAGAAACAGCAUAGUCACCAGUCCCAAAGGCAACACCACAACUGCUGCACUGGAGCCUCAGAUUACUGUUAUCCAUAAUCCAAUAGAUGGGACCAAGGGAUCAUCGGACAGCAGCACCACGACUAUUGAGGAUGAAGAUGUGAAAGCUCGCAAACAGGAGAUCAUAAAGAUCACAGAGCAGCUGAUCGAAGCUGUCAACAACGGGGACUUUGAAGCCUACGCGAAGAUCUGCGACCCUGGCCUGACCUCGUUUGAGCCCGAGGGGCUGGGUAAUCUAGUGGAGGGAAUGGACUUCCACAGAUUUUACUUUGACAAUCUCCUCUCCAAGAACAGCAAACCCAUCCACACCACCAUCCUCAACCCCCACGUGCACAUGAUAGGAGACGAAGCCGCCUGCAUCGCGUACAUUCGUCUGACGCAGUUUGUCGACGGGCAGGGCCGGCCCCGCUCCAGCCAAUCAGAAGAGACCAGGGUGUGGCACCGCAGGGACAGUCGGUGGCAAAACGUCCACUUCCACUGCUCAGGAGCUCCUGCUGCCCCUCUGCAGGGAUAA